AUGAGUAAUAAUCAAUCGCAAAUGUAUUUUCCACAAUCAAAUCAAGAUCCAGCAUUAUAUGGAGCAAAUGCAACAAUUGAUCAACGUCGGCAAGCAAUGUUAGGUGCAGAAGGAAUGGGGAAUUCGGCAAAUAUGAACGUAUUUAGUGGUAGUGCAUUGCUUAAUGCACCAGUUCCUCGAGGUUAUUCAAUGACUUCAACGUCAACAACAACAUCAGCAGCAAGUCAAUCUUCAUCUCAACAAUAUCCAACGUCUGCAACUAUGAGGCAGCAGCUUUUUCAUCCAACAGUAGCAGCACAACAUUUCAAUGCACAAAUCGAUUCUCAUUCAAUUCCACAACAACAACAGCAAAUACCAACAAGUUAUCAACAAAUCACUCAACAACAGCAACAGCAACAACAGCAAAUACCAACAGGUUAUCAGCAAAUCACUCAACAACAACAACAAAUACCAACAAGUUAUCAACAAAUUGCUCAGCAGCACCAGCAACAAAUACCAACAAAUUAUCAACAAAUCACUCAACAACAGCAGCAGCAAAUACCAACAAGUUAUCAGCAAAUUACUCAACAGCAACAACAACAGUUCCAGCAAAAUAUGCAAACACAAAUUCAACAGCAACAACAACAACAACAACAACAACUUCAACAGCAACAACAACAACAACUUCAACAACAACAACAACUUCAACAACAACAACAACUUCAACAACAACAACUUCAACAGCAACAACAACAACAGCAAAAAUCGGCAAUUGCAGUUCAAUUAACAAAUCAGCAACAAAGAGCAACUGAUAAAGUGGAAGAAAGCAAAAAGUCUGAAGUAAAGACGGAGCGAUCACUAAAUCCACCUCCUUAUUCACCAGAAAUAUUGAAUAAUCUGCAGAAUUAUUCAAUCGAAUCAUUAGCGAUAAUCGGCAGAGAAUUAGUACAAGAAUUUAUGCAAAGGCAAUAUUUUGUUUUAUCAUUAUGCUAA
This is a messenger RNA of Dracunculus medinensis (Guinea worm), 972 nucleotides long. Lineage: Eukaryota; Metazoa; Nematoda; Chromadorea; Rhabditida; Dracunculidae. The record is from the annotation of a GenBank genome assembly.